AUAACCAGGCAUUAUUUUAUAUGUUUCCUUGGAAUGGGGGAUAGAUAGUGUACAGAUUUACCUUCUGAACAGCUGAGUACCCCUCACCUCAUCCUCCCCUUUAGUUGUCAGAGAAACUCAAAAGAUGUUUAGUUUGUCUACUGGUGUCAUGCGUAGAAGAAACAGAUGAAGAUGUCUCAAGAGAGACCUGACACUGGUGUUGCUGUAUUGCCAUGAGUUCUUUAUCUCGUUCACACGACUUCAAAGCCAUGACCUAUUAUUUCGUCCCCACAACUUAAAAAAUUGCAAAAAUGUUUUCGCAGGGGCUCUGUAAAAUACACAAGUUUGUCAGGAAAGAAAGUUCUGUCGUUAUAUGUGUAGUUGCUUACAUAUUUGCUUAUUCAGCCACGAAAGUGGAAAGUGACAAAGGUCAUAGUAUUCAAAGUUUUUGGAACAAAGAGACAAAAAGUGAUUUGUGAAACAGGCUUAGCUUUCGUGGCUGUGGGCUGGAGGCGGGACAAGAGGGAGGAACACACAGAGAGGCGGCCAACAACACAGACAUCUGGCAAUAAUCGGAGUAGGGGGAGGGAGGGAGAGAGAUCUUUUUACAAAAGGGAACAAAACUAAUUCUGAACUAACAUGUAAGUGUCAAAAUUAGGGAUGGGGACAACACGCAGACACAGUUUACCAGUUACAAAUAAUAUAGAAAAGUAGAAGAAGAAGAUAAAGCUUAGAUAACAGUACAAUACAAAGGAGAUCUAAAAGCAAAGAUCAAACCCAGGGAUUGAAGGAAGCAGUAGUUACAAAGACGAGCUUGGACAAGACAAGACAACUGACCCUCAUCCUCAGGAUGUCGGUGUCUCAGAGGUGGUUGUGCUGUGUCAAAUAUUUGAUGUUUGUCUUAAACCUUAUCUUCUGGCUAGGAGGAUGUGGUCUAUUUGGAGUUGGAGUAUGGCUGUCCUUCACACAGGCAGAGUUUUCCUCUCUUCCUCUGUCCUUUCCAUCCCUCUCAGCUGCCAAUCUGCUGCUAGUUGCUGGUGGUAUAACCAUGGUCACUGGCUUCCUGGGUUGUCUUGGAGCCCUUAAGGAGCAGCGCUGCCUGUUGUUCAUGUUCUUUGUGAUCCUUUUGCUCCUUGUCCUGACGGAGGUGACUCUAGUGUUGGUUUUACACAUCUUCCAUGACAAGCUGGACUCCAAAGCACAUCAUGAAUUAAAGGAAGGUAUGAAGAUUUAUAAAUCAAAACCUGGACUGAAAAAAUCCUGGGACAAUGUGCAGAAAAUGUUCAAAUGCUGUGGAGUAACAAACAAAACAGACUGGUAUGAUGUGCUGAAUGGAACGCUACCCUCAUCCUGCUGCUCUGUUGGGAUGGACAAGUGCAUUGACGGAUGGAGUGAGCCGUGCUAUCAGAAGGCCAGGCAGUGGCUGCUAAUUAACAUCCCCUCAGUCCUGGUGUUUGGUGUCUGUAUUGGUGUUGUACAGAUUUUGGCUCUGGGGUUCUCCAUGAUGAUGUACUAUCAAAUUCUGUGUGCAGAGAAGCACUUGGACUAAGUGCAGACCAGAUGUACGCUGUCCUUUAUUAUCACAAUCUUCUCAAGGAUCUAAAUUUGGGUUUCAAAUUCCCUGUAGGAUUCCCCUCAAAGCUAACAUGUAAUAGACAUGAGUCAGUAUAAACAUAGAAAGCAACACACUGUGGAAGAAUAAAAUGAUGAGCAAUGCUGUUUGUCUUUAUACCAGUCAUAUGAAUUUAAUAUCAUGCACCUCACCAUUGCUCAACAAUGAUGUUUUGUUUUAUCUGUGGCAUCCUUCAGCUGUCAGUCAUAACAAGUCACAAUUACAUACAAUUGCAAUCAGAAAUAUUCAACCUCCUCACCUCAAAAGACAUUAUAGUGAUGUGGAUGAAAGAUAAUGACAUUAAAUAACAAAAACCUCAUUAAACAACAACAAAUAUUUAUUGAUACAUAUUUAAGUUAUGUUUAGUCAACAGAAGUUGACUUAAGCAACUGCCUUCUUUAAAUCCCCUCAAAAAUUUCCAAUCGGAUUUUAAUCUGGUGACUGAGAAGGCCACUCCAGGACGUUCCAGGAUAUUUUUAUCAACCAAGCUUUGGUUGACUGGGAGGUGUGCUUGGGAUCAUUGCCUUGCUGGAAAGUCCAAUGAUCACCAAGGUUUAAUUUGUCAACAGAAGGCAUCACAUUCCUCUUUAAAAAUGGGCUUUUUAAAAACAACAAUAUUUUAUAGGGGUUGAAUAAUUGUAACAUUGCUAUCUUAACAAAAUAUAUUGUAACAUACGAAUACUCCGUCAUGGAUUUUCUGUGUUGAUUUGAUGUAUCACUCAACUCAUAAAGAGGUCAUCCGAAGCAGAAUUUUGCUCUUUGAAAAAACUUUAAUUGAUAAAUCCUUCAAAUCUUUGGGAGGUUAGGGUUGAAUAUUUCUGAUUGCAACUGUAAAUGCAUUGCUCCUCCAGGGAAAUGAUGGCUCCUAUGUCCUCUUAAAACUUAAAAAACACACAUAUUGUUUUACAGCAUCUUGUUUAUUUUUUAGGACAUGCUAUAAGAUUAACCUGACCAUUUACCCCAUCCGCAUGUCAAGAGAGAAAUAGAGUAAAUCUGAAUCAUCUGGUUGUGUGUUGGGCAACCAUUAUGAUGGAGUAAAACAAAACAGACAAAGAGAAAUCACUGAAAGAACAGAAAAUAGUCUAUGGAGCACUUUGUUAAUAAUUUCAGGACUUGCAUCUUAUGUACUUUGAAUGUGUCUGCUUGAGUGACUCGCGGUCUUAUUCAAUCUAAUUUAUCUAACCACUAUACUUUAUUGUCCGUAUUUACCAUAUACGUCUAUCGAACCUUAUCUUUUUCAUUGGAGCAUAUACAUAUAGAUUAUCUGUUAAGGCUCAACAGCUAGUUAUGGCAGUAGCAUUGUAUUGUAGACUAGUAACAAUGUUGCAUGCCUGUUCAAAAUGUGCAUGGCUCACUGACAAAAAUAGCCAGAAUGGAUUGACACCUCCUAUGAAUGGAAUGAUUCAGGCUGGCCCUGUCUUCUUGUGAACUAAAUUGGCUGUUUUAUGGCUUAAAUGCUUAAAAAUGACUGCAGCCACUGCCUAAAGAAGCUUUUUUUCUGUGCCACUAGCAAAAAGGGAUAAAUAUAGAGAAGGAUUCAGCUGCAGUGACCUACAUGUUCAUUCUUUGUGAUCAACACAGACCCAUCAAAAAACUUUAUGAUGAAUAGAUCUGUAUUUACUGAUUUUGCUUUAUUUUGAUUAAUAAAUGAUCCAAAAAAUAAAGGAACAUAUCAAUGCA
Platichthys flesus (European flounder) is the source of this 3271-nucleotide messenger RNA. It is a transcript of the gene tspan4b, whose product is annotated as tetraspanin 4b. The transcript has 8 exons. Gene Ontology annotation, cellular component: membrane. The record is from RefSeq and is a predicted model, not a curated record. The coding region runs from base 830 to 1528 and encodes 232 amino acids. NCBI's taxonomy places the organism in Eukaryota, Metazoa, Chordata, Actinopteri, Pleuronectiformes, Pleuronectidae.